Molecule: messenger RNA, 918 nt
Organism: Exophiala bonariae
Lineage: Eukaryota; Fungi; Ascomycota; Eurotiomycetes; Chaetothyriales; Herpotrichiellaceae
Exons: 4
Coding region: 1-918 (305 amino acids)
Cellular component (GO): plasma membrane
Molecular function (GO): acetate transmembrane transporter activity
Source: RefSeq, a predicted model, not a curated record
AUGUCGACCAACGAGCAGCAUAACGCUGUCAACAACACUGCCAAUCAAUCUGUAAAUGGCAACCAUAAUACCAAUGGCACUACUACCCACGACUUUGAAAAGGCCACACGGGGCAUGAGCAAUGAAGAAAGGCAGGCAGCUACUCAUGCUGCUCGCUUCGGCUACGGGCCUCUGGCUCAUUUCCGCACCAACGAUGAUGGUGGUGCUCUGCCAGCUUUUGGUGGUGAAUUCCAACCCGGUCUUUACAAGGGAGUCGAGAACCGCAAAUUCGCCAAUCCUGCUCCCCUGGGUCUUUCAGCUUUCGCCUUGACUACCUUUGUCCUCAGUCUGGUCAAUCUGGGAACAAGAGGACUCGCACAGAACAAUCUUGUCCUGGCCUUGGCCUUUGGCUAUGGUGGUCUAGUGCAGCUUCUCGCAGGCAUGUGGGAAAUGGCCGUUGGCAACACUUUUGGUGCUACUGCUCUCUCCUCCUACGGUGGUUUCUGGAUCUCCUUCGCAAUCAUCUUGACACCAGGAGGCUUCAACAUUGAAGAGGGCAUCCUCUCCACAGGUGGUGAAAAGGCUCUCCUUGACUCCCUAGGUUUCUACCUCAUGGGAUGGUUCAUCUUCACCACUAUUCUCCUGUUCUGCACUUUCAAAUCCACCGUCGCCUUCUUUUUCUUGUUCUUUACGCUCGACAUGGCAUUCCUCCUCUUGGCCAUUGGAUAUCUUCAACCAUCAGGUGGACACCCCAACACUGGCUGUAUCCGAGCAGGAGGCGCGUUCGGUAUCCUCGCAGCCUUCGCGGCUUGGUACAAUGCCUUGGCUGGUAUUGCAGAUACUUCCAACAGCUUCUUCAUCAUUCCCGUCGCUCAUUUCCCUUGGUCUGAGAAGGGCCGAGCUCAACGUCGACCAGACAAGACGGAACAUACCGCAUAG